GCAGGUUCCUCUAUUCCACUCGGAGUUCGUUUUACUUCCAUAACGAGCAAAGUUUUCCACGGCGCAUUUUAAUUUUCCGGCCAUUAGUAGUGUGGCAUGUCCACCGACGAAGACUCCCUGGGCAGUCCCCUCAAGCCGGCCACGCCCACGCCGGCGGAACGGGAGCCGCGCGAGCGUCCUAGGGGCGGGCGUGCCGGUGCCGCGGAGCUGCUGCGCCAUCAGCAAAGCUUCGAGGCUCGGUACAGCAGCAUCAUACAGAAGCAGAUCUGGGAGACGAGCAUCAACAAGGAUGUGCUGGAGCGUCAGCUGAAUGCCUACUUUCCCUUCUCCCGCAGCGCUUCGCUUUCCAAGGAGACUCUAGGAUCCACAUCCGUAGGACUUGAUCAUCUCUUGCCAUCGGCGGCGGCAGCAGCGGGCGGUAGUUCUAUGAAGUCACGCUCGCUGGCCACCACGCCCACCAGGCGUCCAGUGGGUGCCUGUCUGGAGAAGCUGGAGACCGUGGAUGUGGCCUCUGUCUCGGAACAGCCUUAGCUGGGAAAGUAGAGCUCCCCAAUCCGGAGGAUUAUCUAAACUUAAUCAUUGUGAUGUCCGUAAGGUUGAAAGGCAAUUUUUGACAUUUUUAGACUAAGGUAGGAUAGGUACCACUUGUGCUUGGAGUGCAGGAUUUAACAUAAUAUUUAUCUGAUUGAUUUUAAUUGAAAAAUAGAUUUGAACUUUAACAUAAAUCAGUUUAGCU
Messenger RNA from Drosophila kikkawai, 736 nucleotides. RefSeq lists its product as uncharacterized. The record is from RefSeq and is a predicted model, not a curated record. Lineage: Eukaryota; Metazoa; Arthropoda; Insecta; Diptera; Drosophilidae.